GUGGGGCACCGUGUUCGGCGUGCUGGCGAAGGAGGUUGGUGGGUUCAUGUUUCACGAGCUGCUCCCCCAAUGUUGCGCGGGGAUGCCGUCCUGGGAUGAUAUCACGGAGGAGGGGGCUCAGAAUUUGGAUGAGUACCGGAAGAUGGAAUCCAGUUUACGGCCAGUCUUCUUUCACUAUGGCGUAGACGCGGAGACGUCGCGUAACCUCAUUGAUCGGUGUAGGCGCUUGCUCACGAGCCUGAGUAGUCAGCUGUGGUGGCGUCUCCGCGCCUACGAUGGGUGGCCGCUGCGUUUGGCCGAGUCGGCGCACCCUGAUAGCGAUCAGAAGCAUGCCCAAGGGAACCGCGAUGUUUUCGAUGAGUUGUACGCUGCGAGCGCAUGUUGCCUAGACAGGGACUUCAGCCAGAAAGCCAUUGCCUUGUUCGGUUCUGCAGUAGAGAUGAGGAGGGACAGCCAGUUCAGAGCACUAUUGAAUUCCUGGGUCCGCCACGCUAAGCAAGCAAACAUGCAUGUGGAAAGGAUGCUGGCGCUGAUCAAG
This is a messenger RNA of Prorocentrum cordatum, 538 nucleotides long. NCBI's taxonomy places the organism in Eukaryota, Dinophyceae, Prorocentrales, Prorocentraceae. The record is from the annotation of a GenBank genome assembly.